Molecule: messenger RNA, 1431 nt
Organism: Guillardia theta CCMP2712
Lineage: Eukaryota; Cryptophyceae; Pyrenomonadales; Geminigeraceae
Exons: 12
Coding region: 1-1431 (476 amino acids)
Source: RefSeq, a predicted model, not a curated record
AUGCAGUUUUCAUUUGCAAACAAUCGAAGGUUUUCAAGCACACCAACUGAAGGGAACGGCAAUGAUUACUCCAAGGGACGAUACACUCUAUGGCCAUGGAUAUUCGCAGUUGCAAGUGGGUCAUUGACAAUCUACGUCAUCAAUUCUAUUGAAGAUGAAAAUCUUUACAAGCGGAUUGUCAAAGAAUUGCGUGCAUCCUCGGGUUUGAAAGCUCUUCGCGCUCUUUUCGUGUUCGCUGGGCGCAGGCCAGAUGAAGUGCGAGAGAAGCUGGCGAGGAAUGGUUGUGUCGAGGCUCUCGUGAACUUGCAGGUACGCACGAGCAACGAUUUACAGGAUUAUGUCUCAAAGCUAGAGAACUUGUAUGCUCUGUCAAUUUCUAGCGGGCAAAUAGACAAUUUUCGCGAUCAAUUCGUGUCUGCCUUCAACAAUCGGGAAUUUAGCUCUCAAAUGCUUGCAGUUGUUAUGGAUUGUGAUCGAGGCAGGGAGAGAUUUUUCGCUUCAGAGAGGUACAUGGAUGUUAUUAACUCGCUCAUCUCAGAUGAGAGCGAAUAUGACUGGGCGGCACUUGCGUUGGAAUAUCGACAGAAUAGGAGUGAAGGAAAACCCUCCAGGGCUCCAUCACAUUUUGCGCGCGGGCAAACGUUUGGAUCCUACGCUGCUGACGACGAGCAGACAGACAUGAACGAUGCUGUUGUACGAGAGACAACUAAGGCUCGGAAUUGGACUCCUUCAGAAGCGAUGUUGGUAGCAAGCAUCGCGACCGAUCCUCGCGGCCAGGAAAUCUUGUGCAAGAGCACAGCUGCUCAAAAGCUCAUGCUCGAUAUCCUAUCAAGAGAUGAAAUCAUUCCAAGAACCCGCCAAGAAAUCUUGGAGUUCCAGAACCAUAACAUCCGCAGACUGGCCAUUAUUCGUGCGAUUGGUGGAAUUGCAAAGCUUCGGAGUGAAGAGUCGACGAAUUUCUUGAAUUCGCCGGAGUUGACGAAGAGUCUUGUCGAUUUGUAUCACAGAAAGAAAGACUCCGAUCCUCUCGCUGCAAGGCUGAUAGUCGAUGUAUCAAGAGAGAUUGCAAAUGCGAUUCCAAGUUUAUCCUACGACGCAACAUUUGAGCCCAUUUUGUCCGAAACCAGAUUUCACAGCAAGAUCACUUCUCAAGACAUUUCAUGGGAUUUUCCGCGGGUCAUGCUGAAUGCAUUAUGGGCGGGAGUUUGCGGAUCGCUAUGGGGAACCCUCCGACACUACAGGAUCAUCAGGCAGAAAACUGUGAUUCCGCUUCCAGGCACUCUCCAGAGAGCAGCGCAAGCCAGCAUUCCUGCAGCUGUCGGGAGCAUGGGGCUCAGCGUUGUAGCGUCCGGCAUUCAAUUUCGGAGGGUUUGUCUUAUCAUCAUUGGUCACGAGGCCUUUCUUGCUGAACAGGUCAGAGCAUUCCCAUGA